Molecule: messenger RNA, 1862 nt
Organism: Canis lupus familiaris (dog)
Lineage: Eukaryota; Metazoa; Chordata; Mammalia; Carnivora; Canidae
Gene: AOC3
Product: amine oxidase copper containing 3
Exons: 4
Coding region: 176-832 (218 amino acids)
Biological process (GO): response to antibiotic; amine metabolic process
Cellular component (GO): Golgi apparatus; early endosome; plasma membrane
Molecular function (GO): quinone binding; primary methylamine oxidase activity; copper ion binding
Source: RefSeq, a predicted model, not a curated record
CGACUCCAUGCCACCGGCUACAUCAGCUCAACAUUCCUCUUUGGUGCUGCCCAAAGUUAUGGGAACCAGGUUGGGGAACACACGCUGGGUACCGUCCACACCCACAGUGCCCACUUCAAGGUGGAUCUGGAUGUAGGAGGACUAGAGAACUGGGUCUGGGCUGAGGACAUGACCUAUGUCCCCACGGCGGUACCCUGGAGCCCCGAACACCAGAUGCAGAAGGCUGCAGGUGACCAGGAAGCUUCUGGAGACUGAGGAGCAGGCCACCUUCCCCCUGGGGGGCACCCCACCCCGUUACGUGUACCUGGCCAGCAACCACAGCAACAAGUGGGGUCAUCCACGGGGCUACCGCAUCCAGUUGCUCAGCUUUGCAGGGGAGCCGCUGCCCCAGAACAGCUCCCUGGAGAGAGCCUUCAGCUGGGGGAGGUACCAGCUGGCCGUAACGCAGCGGAAGGAAGAAGAGCCCAGCAGCACCAGCAUCUACAAUUUGAAUGACCCUUGGACUCCCACUGUGGAUUUCACUGACUUCAUCAAUAAUGAGACCAUUGCAGGGCAGGACUUGGUGGCCUGGGUGACAGCUGGUUUCCUGCACAUCCCUCAUGCAGAAGAUGUUCCCAACACGGUGACUGUGGGCAACGCUGUGGGCUUCUUCCUCCGACCCUACAACUUCUUUGACCAGGACCCCUCCUUCGAUUCUGCAGACUCUGUCUAUUUCCAGGGGAACCAGGAUGCCGGGGCCUGCGAGGUCAACCCCCUGGCUUGCCUUCCUCAGUCUGCUGCCUGUGCCCCAGACCUCCCUGCCUUCUCCCACGGGGGCUUCUCUCACAACUAGGGGGCCCCCCAGAAUGGGGAAUAUGGCCGGCGCCCCGGGGCCAGGGUGUGUGGGGAGGGGAACAGUGGGCCCCGGGCCAGGCGGCCUGGUGCCUUCUUCUACCUUCCACCACAAAGCUCCUCACUUCCCCUUCUCCCCAGGCCCCCUUUCUAUCGCCCUCCCUGACACCCUCUCCCUGCUGGGAGCCUCCUGAGCCUGUGAUGCCUGGCACUGGGGGAGGGGCAGAGACACCAGUCAGCUUUGUGGUCACUGGAUCUGCUGGGUUCCUGUGCCAGAAAGAAUGGCCCCCUGAAGCCGGGACUAAAGGCCAAACUUUUCCCAAAAGACUCCUAUUUCUUCUAACAGUUUUUUAAUCUUACUUUUUUUAAAACAAGAUAUGAUUCACAUGCCAUUAAAUCCAUACUGUUAAUAUGUCAAGUUAGAGGUUUUUAGUGUAUUUACAGAGUUGUGCAACCACCACCCAUAUCCAAUUCCAGAGUGUUUUCAUCAUCUGAAAAAGAAACCCAGACCUGUCAGCACUCACUCUCUUUUCCCUCCAACCCCUUCCUGGCUCUAGGCAACUACUUGUCUUUCUGUCACUAUAGAUUUGUGUAUAUUCUGGACAUUUUGUAUAGGUUCAUACGGUGUGUGGUCUUUUGUGAUUGGCAUCUUACCCCCAGCACCACGUUUCUGAGGCGCAUCUGUGUCUUAGCAGGUGUGGGUACUUCGUCCUUUGCGGCUGAGCACUGUUCCACUGCACAGAGAGACCACAUAUUGUUCACCCAUUCUUCCACGGAUGGCCAUUCGGGUUGUUUCCUUUUGUAGACAAUGCUGCUGUGAACAUUCAUGUACAAGCUCUUACGUGGACAUAUGUUUUCGUUUCUCUUCGGUCCACACACCUGAGCAUGGAACUGCUGGGUCAUAGGGUCAUUCUAUGCUUAACCUUUUGAAGAACUGUACACUGUUUUCCAAAAUGAUGGGAUCAUUACUUUUCCUUUCUUCUUUUAUUGUGCUAAAACAUACAUUACAUAAAAUGUACAAUUUGAUCUUA